Molecule: messenger RNA, 484 nt
Organism: Lathyrus oleraceus (garden pea)
Lineage: Eukaryota; Viridiplantae; Streptophyta; Magnoliopsida; Fabales; Fabaceae
Product: transcription factor bHLH95
Exons: 2
Coding region: 2-484 (160 amino acids)
Biological process (GO): regulation of DNA-templated transcription; endosperm development
Molecular function (GO): DNA-binding transcription factor activity; protein dimerization activity
Source: RefSeq, a predicted model, not a curated record
UAUGAAUUCUUUGAAUCGGAACCAAGUAAUUAAUGAAGGAGGAGUAGUGCUUGUGAAUGGAAAACCAAGUCGAGGUGGGCUUGUGAUUAAAAGUGGAAAAAAUAUUAAAAAUGGAAAAGGUAAAGGUGGAAAAUAUCGUGAUUCUCAUCAUGAAAUACACAUAUGGAAUGAGAGAGAAAGGAGAAAGAAAAUAAGGAACAUGUUUGCUAGCCUUCAUGCUUUGCUUCCAGAUCUGCCCUCUAAGGUUGAUAAGUCAACCAUUGUGGAUGCAGCAGUGAAAGAAAUAAAAAAUUUACAACAGAUUCUUGAAAAUCUAGAAAAGAAGAAGAAAGACAAGCUUAGAUCUAUGUCCCCAUUUGUGAGUGAGUCUUCAUUUGUGAUGAACUCCCAAUUGAAUUCAUAUGAAUCAACAAAAACUAUCAUAAUUGAUCAGGGGUCCUAUAGUUAUAAUAAUAAAUUUCCGAUUAGUGUAAAUGAAACUUAA